Molecule: messenger RNA, 5890 nt
Organism: Platichthys flesus (European flounder)
Lineage: Eukaryota; Metazoa; Chordata; Actinopteri; Pleuronectiformes; Pleuronectidae
Gene: galnt12
Product: UDP-N-acetyl-alpha-D-galactosamine:polypeptide N-acetylgalactosaminyltransferase 12
Exons: 10
Coding region: 981-2729 (582 amino acids)
Cellular component (GO): Golgi apparatus
Source: RefSeq, a predicted model, not a curated record
UAACAAAGUCCAAGGUUACGGCUCAUUUCACUCUAAACAAUAUCAAAAUGUUAAAGAAAAAUACAAACAUAUUUAAUAAAACAAAGUUGACUAUAUGGUUAGGAUUAAGUCAUAUACAAAGUUAUGGUUUCAUAUAUAAUAACCAGGGGGCAAAGUUCAGUCACUGAGCACAUAUCAGAACAGAUUUACCACAAAUUACUAUUUUUCUCAACCAAUACGAUUGUUAUUAAAUUAAUAGGAUUAUAUAAUUUUAACAUGAAGCUGUAGGAAAAGUAAUAAAAAGAUUUUUUUUCAGUUUCAGUGUUGUUCAUACAGAUGUUUCCCUUUUGAGAGUGGUACACCGGAAAUGAAGCUGCAUUCUGUGUUAUGUUGACAUUUGGUCAUUUACAGGUUUGUGGGUCACACUCAGUACUGUAAGGAAAUGGCAGCACACAGGUUGUCACUUCUUAAUGUCGACGUUAGCUUGGUAUGGGCGUAUUUCUAAUCGCGAGUGUGUGUUUUAGUUUAGCUGGAAACUAAACGUGAACGGUGCUUUUGAUUUGACCUGGAUUAGUUUCGUCUCCUGUGGGAAGAUGCGGGUUAAAGUAACGGGCUAAUCCCGGGAGAUAACUAAUCCGAGUUAGUUAAUCCGUUCACACACUUCUCUUCAGCGCGCUGUCGAAGUGAAGAAGGGGAAGGGAAGAGGAAGAGGAGGAAAAAGAGGAGGAGGGGGUAGACGAGGAGGAGGAGUGAGCUUCUCCGAAAUUCGUCGAGUUAAAAAAAAAAAAAAAAAAACAUUUCCGCUACACAGCCUGUGGGUGCUCACUUCUCCUACGGAACGCGAACACAUCGUUAAUGGAGGCUGAAGUUAUGCAGAACAAACUUUUGAAUAGUCGCUGAAGGAGCAGGGACGUGGACGUGAGGGGGGUCACCGCAGCAGCUCUCUCCCCCCGGGGCAUGCAACCUCAACCCGGCUCUACCCCGAGGAAGUGACGGACACGAUGGCAGCCUGCGGAAGAAGAACCCGACCCAAGCACCUCGUCCUCCUCCUCCUCGGUGCCACUGUAGUGGGCUACCUCAUAUUAUCCAGACCCCACUCCGGGGAGGUGGGCGACACCCAACGACGAGGGGCCCCAGUGGUGGAGGUGGCGGAGGAGCGGCUGGGGGAUGAGGAGCUGAAGAAGCCCGUGUACGAGAAGCCUCCGCUGGACAUGAACUCCCCGGGGGAGAUGGGCAGAGCUGUCAAACUGAACCUGGACAAAGAGGAGAAGAGACAAGAGGAGGAGAGUCUGAAGAAUCACCAGAUCAACAUUUAUGUCAGUGAUAAGGUGUCACUGCACCGCAGGGUGCCGGAGAUCUGGAACCCACUGUGCGGGGACCUGAAGUAUGAUUACCGCACCCUGCCAACGACCUCGGUGGUGAUCGCCUUCUACAACGAGGCCUGGUCCACGCUGCUGAGGACGGUCCACAGCGUGCUGGAGACGUCCCCCGACAUCCUGCUGAAAGAGCUGGUGCUGGUGGACGACUACAGCGACAAAGCUCACCUGAAGGGGCCGUUGGAAAAGUACAUCUCCGGUUUGAAGAAGGUGCGUCUGAUCCGCGCCACCAAGAGGGAGGGGCUGGUGCGGGCCCGGCUGCUAGGGGCAUCCAUUACCACGGGUGAUGUGCUCACCUACCUGGACUGCCACUGCGAGUGUCACGUGGGCUGGUUAGAGCCCCUGCUCCAAAGGAUCAAAGAGGAGCCGUCGGCUGUGGUGUGUCCUGUCAUCGACGUGAUCGACUGGAACAACUUCCAGUAUCUUGGCAACGCCGGCGAACCUCAGAUUGGGGGGUUUGACUGGCGGUUGGUCUUCACCUGGCACACUGUCCCAGAGUCUGAGCAGAAACGCCGGAGCUCACCCACUGAUGUCAUCAGGUCUCCAACGAUGGCAGGCGGUCUGUUUGCUGUGAGCAGGAAGUACUUCCAAUACCUGGGAACGUAUGACACAGGGAUGGAGGUGUGGGGAGGAGAGAACCUGGAGUUUUCCUUCAGGAUCUGGCAGUGCGGGGGAACCCUGGAGGUCCACCCGUGCUCCCACGUGGGCCAUGUGUUCCCUAAAAAGGCCCCGUACUCACGGAGCAAAGCUCUGGCAAACAGUGUGAGAGCUGCCGAGGUCUGGCUGGACAAUUUCAAAGAAAUCUACUACCAUCGCAGCCCCCACGCACGACUGGAGGCCUAUGGCGACGUGACCAAGCGGCGGAUGCUCAGAGAGAGGCUCGGCUGUAAGGACUUCAGGUGGUAUCUGGAUAACGUUUACCCCGAUAUUAACCUCCCAGAGGAUCGACCAGGCAUGUUUGGAAUGCUUAAAAACCGAGGCAAGACGGGCUACUGCUUUGACUACAACCCUGUGGAUGAAAACGUCGUGGUGGGCCAGAGAGUCAUCAUCUACCAGUGUCACGGCAUGGGUCAGAACCAGUUCUUCGAAAUGUCCGAAGCCGGCGAGAUCCGCUACAACACGAGGGAGCCCGCUGGAUGCGUCGAAGGGGACAACAUCAGCACCUAUCUGAAUCUCAAGCUGUGCAGAAAACGAGGCCAACCGCUUCCUGUAGAUCAGAAAUUCAUCCUCCGAGAGGACGGGAGUCUGUACCACGAGGGGAGCGGGAAGUGCGUGCAGGCGGUAGACAAGACGGACAACGGGAAACCGGCCCCCUCGCUGCAGCCCUGCUCGGGCAGCCCCCACCAGCAGUGGUUCUUUGAGGAGAAAUUAUAACGUGACGGCAUGAACCCUGAAUCCAAAGCACAAACAUUGCCAUUCAGGGCCAAUAUCCCGAGGAGGGAUAUCAGUGGACUGAAUUACUGAAUGUUUUCCUCAUAUGUGUGCCCGGCCCUGUGAGGAGCCCAAAGGAGGAAGCAUCGGAGCUUCCUUCAAACAUCAACCUAUGCAUAUUUUUCUGCUGUCUGGAUUGAACUGGUCCUUGGGGAAUUAUUUUUGAUAAGUACUUUCAUUCCGCAGCACUUUGUAAAUGUAUAUAUGGUAAUAUUUGUUUUCUUGGAUGCUGUUGCUGGGAGACAGGAGUCUAGUGGAAUAUGAUUUUUAAUUUUUAAAUUUUUUUUUGUCAAUGGGAUGCUUGAGAAUCGGUGAUAAGCUGUGCAACACAAUGACACCACAGAAUGACUUUAAUUUAGCAGACACGGACAAACACUGUGCUUCCAUCAGAAAGGAAAAGAAAAACAAAACUGCUUAAUACCUCUGUCCUCACACCCGCUGGCUGGCAGUACAGGGAUUUUCAGAGUCGGCAUCCUGAGGCAUCUUCUCCUGUAGAGGGGGCCAAUGCACUUUGCUGCACUUUCCUCUCUCCCUCCUGUCCUUUAUUAUUCGUCAAGAGAAAAGUGGGACAAGUCUUCAGGUAUUUCAGGAACCUUUUCAGGACAUUUUGAGUGCUUGCUCCUCUUCCAUACAGGUGACAUAGAAGCAUUAUGCAAGUGCUUAAACUCUUACACUUAACACCGAACUAUUGAUUACAGGAGAAACUCGAUUCUUCCUCUUUUCUGCUUCUGCUGAGGUGUUCUUGAAAUGCAAAUCUCUACUGAGGGGAGAAGGAAAAGGGUCGUCGGUCAGACUUUCGUAGUCACUCAUUUUAAAGACAGGGUCCUUGCUUCUGCAGCUUCAAACUUUACAGCCAUAUUUUAGGGAUUUAAUUCAUGUGGUGUCAACUAUAUUUUAAAUUAUGUUUUUGGUAGACGAGACUUUGUUAUACCGUAGCUCCACUGCAGACAUUUCUCGACUUUAGUGAUGAAUAAGUGGGAAGAUUUUUAUUUAAUGCUGCUGAGUGCAGAUGCUGUUCAUCCUCAUCCUUCUUGUCCACUUGGAGCCCACUGAAAGUGCCUGAUGUUAAAAGCUUAUAAUUAGAUUUUUAAGACAUCCCUCCAGUUGAAUAGCUCCUGAGCUGAAUGUAUUAUUUUUUCACACGAUGAGACAAAAGUUGUGACUUUCAAGGCGUCCCCUCGAGCAAAUGCAUAUUACUCUGGUGCCGAUUCGAACUCGCAGACUGUGUUUCCAUUCAUCAGAUUUAGACAACUAUAGAUCCCUCAGCUCGGGGCUGCGGUCACUCCUGUGACUGUCCCACAGGCCGUGCAGGGCGAAUAAGGGAAACGCAGCGGAGGAGUAGACGGUUGUCGGCGGCGUCUCCAGAGUGCUGGGAUGGCAGAUGGCUCUCUGAUUGAUUUUCUGGUCCUCUCCCAAUUCUUUAUCACCACCUCUCCCUCUCCCUGUCGGAGGUGUGCGGCGCAGGACUUAUCUUUUGGACUCCUGCCAGCCGCAUCCUCCUCGGAGAGAGAGAGAGAGAGAGAGAGGGAGCAUUUGUAUACUCGCGGUGUUGAGGUUUGAUUUAUGAACGGAAGUCAUCAAGUGUACAGUUUUUGACAGCAAACACAGAUAAUGGAGAGGCUGAAUGAAGAAAUGUUUGACCUCUUCCUUACAUUAACCUUCAUAGGAUGUCGGCUCAUCAGUCUCACAGGAACUGUUGAUCGGACUGAAAUCGAUUUUUUUUUUCUUUGCUAUUGAUUCCGAAUGCACGCUCACAAUAAGAUAAAUGGGAGAUGGAGAAUAGACGAUUUUCCCAGUACUGCAACUGGGAGAUGAGUAGAAUCAGAAUCCCUCCCCUUGCUAAAUACAAUAAAUGUAGAAUCAUAUACUAUUGUGAAGUGUAUGCUGUGUUGUUGGAGGAACAUGUUAACACUCACAAGUCUAAAGGGACCGGACAAUAUGUCCGUUACCUACCACUCCGGCUCUUAUUUCAGUGGGAACCAGUAUCAUGAGGUAAAUGCACUGAGUAGGAUGAGGGCAGGGAAGAAGUUCCUGAGGAUAAAGUGGUCCAUGGUUCGGGCUUUGGCUGGCAUCAUAAGUGGUUUAUGAUUUUGUAGGCGAUGCUUGGUGAUAUAUGGAAUAGACCAAAGACCAGUAGGAAGAUUAUGGUCAGCUCCACAAAGGGAUGGAAAGAGGCAUCUGUCUCAGGACUGUGGGCGGUGGCAGCGCUUGAUCUCGGUCUUAAUAGGAGAGCACCAUAUGCUCGGGGAAAGUCUUAAUAACCGGUUGUUUGAAACGAUUUCCAAGCUGUGCGUGGACCCUGGCAAUCCUACACUCUCUCUCUAUCUCUCUCUCUCUCUCUCUCUGUGGCUUAGCUUUCCUUGUUUAAAGACGUGAGGAAAGCUGCUUCAGUCAAUGUCAUGCGGAGAGAUCAGUUUCACCAGGACCAAGCGAAAUAGCUCUUUUAAUACAGCGCUCAUGCUUUAUGUAUCGAACACUUAGGAAGUGACAGCUUUUCCAUCUUCUUCAGCUUGUGUCUUUACCCUGCGAGCGCCGCAUAAAUAUUCCAUCCCGUUAUUUAAAAAAAGGAGUUAUUUAUUGCUCCGCGUGGCCAUCUGCUAUUCCAGACAUGUCCUACAUACGGGAGGGGGGAAAUUUUAUUGUAUGCAAAUUGGUAGUUGCCAGUCGGGGAUCGUAUCUCUGGCAGGUCAUAUUGUGAUUUUUAUGUCAACCAAUAUUUAUUUGUAAAAGGGUGGUGAUAUUCGAGGGAUCCGACGGAGCACUUGAACUAGUAAAGUGGCUGAAUGUACUCUCAAACCACCCGAAUGGACCAAGCAGUGCUUCUUUUCACCACUGCAUGUACAUCCUCUGUUCAAAAUCCCAGUGGUAAGUAGUUAAAUUAUGUAUGUGGUAAUAAUGCACAAAUUCUGAUGCUGGAAUGCAACACCAUGUCCGGUGUAUAGAUAAUGUUAAUAACUCCAGUGGCCUUAUAUUGUUAAAUGGAAAGUGAAGGAUUUGAUUUACAUAAUUUUUUUGGAUCCAGUAAAAGGGCCGUAUCUGAUGUCAAUCUACUUCUUUAAUUGUGGGUAAAAAACACAAGUAAACACAUAAGUUAUGUGGUAAUA